AGAUAACCCAACUGGUACAGAGUACAAAAGGGAAAACAAGUUGGACUUCUGUUUCUAACUCCACGAUUUACCAGCACAUGUUGAGACAAAAAAAAAACGUUACUUGAGCUUGACAAUGACUGCAGAAAUUUGGGAUGUUAUUAUUGUCGGUGCAGGACUAUCUGGACUGAGUGCCGCUCACUUGCUGAGAAAAAGGAAUGCAAAGCUGAAAAUACUGAUACUGGAAGGAAAAGAUCGUGUGGGAGGUCGCACAGUGUCCACUGACAUACCAGCCGCCAAUGGUGUUGAUCGCUGGGACUUUGGGGGACAGUGGGUAGGAAGCACCCAAACCCAUAUCUUUGAGCUCAUAAAGGAACUGGGCUUAGAGACGUUCGCCCAAUUUAAUAUCGGCAAGAAGGUUCACCACAUGGGAGGGCCAGGUGCCAAAGUUCGCACCUACAGAACAAGUAUUCCUGCUUUAUCGCCAAUGGUGCUAAUGGACCUUGCCCAGCUCCUGUGGAAGAUGAACAGACUGUGUGCCACAGUAUGCGUCCAGGAUCCCUGCAAGACUCCAAACGCUGUUGAACUGGACAGCAUGACCCUGCACUCAUACAUCAAGCAGCAUGUUUGGACUGCAGAGCUAAAGGAGGAGAUGGGUGUGUGUAGCAGAUCUGUCUUUGGCUUGGAGCCAUCGCAGAUGUCCUUCCUGUUCUUCCUCAUGUAUGCUGCAGCAGCUGGAGGGGUGCUGCCACUGCUGGAAAGCACUCCAGGUUCUGCGCAAGAGUUCAAGAUAAAGGGAGGCACCCAACAACUUUCACAAUGUCUGGCAGAACGCGUCGGGUGGAAGAAUGUCCGGCUGAGUUCCGCUGUGACGGCCAUAUGGCAGGAUGCUGAGUGGGCCAGAGUGACGACCUCCACCAACACCUUCUUUGGCAGAGCUGUGAUUGUCACCUGCCCCCCUCACUUGGCAGCCAAGAUCCACUACCAUCCAGCCCUUCCAAGCCAGAGAGGAUUCCUCACCCAAAACAUGCCUGUGGGCCACAUGAUAAAAUUCAUAAUUACCUACAGGACGGCUUUUUGGAAAGAGAAGGGCCUCUCUGGGGAAAUUGUGGCGGGAUCCUCUAGCGGGUGUCCAUUCUGUGUUACCUUCGAUGCCACCAGCCCUAGUGGUAACGCUGCCUUGGUAGGCUUCAUUUCCGCCCAGCAGGCUUCUCAAUGGAGCUCAAAGGAGGGUGGGGAAAGGAGAAAAGCUGUGAUUUCCAGUCUGGUCAAAUACCUGGGCCUUGAGGCUGCAUCUUUCAUCCACUAUGAAGAAAAAGACUGGGCUAAGGAGGACUACAGUGGGGGCUGCCCUGUAAAUGUCAUGGCACCAGGUCUGCUAACAUAUUACCACCCUAGUCUGAGGAAGCCUUGUGGCAGGAUCCACUGGGCAGGCACAGAGACCGCCACCCUGUGGUGUGGGUACAUGAGUGGUGCAGUACAAGCUGGUCAGCGAGCAGCUCUGGAAGUGCUGGCCGAACUCUACCCCCUGACCCUGACCCAGGAGGAGCAGGAAGCAGUUCAGCACAGUUUAACCGUUAAGGAUCCUGUCGAGCAAACACCAACGUUUCAACUCACGUACUUCUCCACAACCAAAGCUAUCGUCAUAGCACCACUGGCAAUAGGUGCAGUCCUAUUUCUGGCUCAGAAUCAAAAUGCACGGCUAAUGGUCAAAACGUACUUGGCAAAUGCCUUUUUUUAAACACCAUGCAUUAUAUGUCCCCAAUGUAAUAGAAACCUGUAGAAAAAGUGUGGGGUUUUGAUUAACCCCACGUUGUUGGUUCUGCUGGGGCUCCAGUGAAAAGUUAAUCUUAAUGCUUCUAUAUAUCACUUUUUCUUCGCUUGGCGUGCAAAAAAGGCUGAUAUCUGUUUUGUUUUUUUCUUUACGGUUCUCAUUUUUGAAAUGCAAAUUUCACAUUAUUUAAUAUUUCUAAAUUGCAUACGAUGGCAAAAACACUUAAAAGUGGCCCCAUGUAGAAAACACAAUAUGCACUUUUAAGCAGUUGAGUUGUUCUCAUAUUGUUUCUUGUAUGAUUGAUAAUUAUAAUUAAUUGUAUAACUGCCAAAUGCAGAUAAGAUAAUGUAUUCAAUUUGUUGUAGGAAAGAUAUUCAUACAAUAAAUGCUGUUUUUUUUUCUUUUAAA
Molecule: messenger RNA, 2161 nt
Organism: Gasterosteus aculeatus aculeatus (three-spined stickleback)
Lineage: Eukaryota; Metazoa; Chordata; Actinopteri; Perciformes; Gasterosteidae
Source: RefSeq, a predicted model, not a curated record